AUGACAGAUUCCCAGAAAUAUUUGACAUCUUGGGAUUUGAAAAGACUACAGGACAAAUGUGUGAAUUUUAUAAAGACCUCAGACUCUAAUAAGUUUUUACGUCUCAGGUACAUGUGGAGAGACAAACCUUUUCAAUACUGGGAAAAUAUCUUUGAUGUAGAAGAUGGGGAAAUGGUUCCUUACACCAAAGAUUUUAAUGGGGAUCAAAAAUCCGCCCUAAAUGGAAACAUUGACGGUCUGUUUUUUGGUUGCGGGCUAUACAGCAAAAACGGAAAACCACCAUGGUUCUCGUAUUUUGGUAAUCGUAGACUCUAUAUUUUGUCAACAGCCAUUUUCAGGAAGUCCAUGCGUCUGUAUUUUGCCGACUUUUAUUGUCAUACAAAAAAUCACUUUGCAACUUUGGUCCUUACAAAACCAAACUCUGAGCAAGAUGAAUUCUGUCGAGAACACAAUCUACCGGCGUUAAAUAUAAAUAAUAAUCCAUUUCUGAAAAUCCAAACAACAAAUGGCGAGGAUGAAGUUUUUGUUACAGUGGGCGUUAGAGUGGAAGUGUUGUAUACAGAAACAAUCGACCUGAAUGAGGUUAUCAGCAAUGGGACUGGUCGAUUUGUGUGGGUGAAACCACGUGGUCGUGGACAAAGUCGACCAAAAGGUAUCCCGAAAAACCCGUCCUGUCAAAUUUGCAACCUAUAAUUCCAUUUAAAGGAAAUUCCUGCUGUUCAA
Saccostrea echinata is the source of this 723-nucleotide messenger RNA. Its product is annotated as phytanoyl-CoA hydroxylase-interacting protein-like. The record is from RefSeq and is a predicted model, not a curated record. Bases 1 to 693 code for a protein of 230 amino acids. The transcript has 2 exons. Lineage: Eukaryota; Metazoa; Mollusca; Bivalvia; Ostreida; Ostreidae.